Molecule: messenger RNA, 467 nt
Organism: Penaeus indicus
Lineage: Eukaryota; Metazoa; Arthropoda; Malacostraca; Decapoda; Penaeidae
Product: protein obstructor-E-like
Exons: 3
Coding region: 47-343 (98 amino acids)
Cellular component (GO): extracellular region
Molecular function (GO): chitin binding
Source: RefSeq, a predicted model, not a curated record
AUAUAAAUGUAACACAUCCUUCACUUUCAAGAGGUCUGCCAUCAAGAUGAAAACCUUCCUCCUCGUGCUGUUCGCGGCGGCGGGGAUUUGCCUCGCUCAGGAGGGAAUCCCUUGCGACCAAAGCAUUUCUGAUCAGUGUCCCAGUGAGGACGGGACGGUGCCGACGUAUUUCCCUGACCCUGACGACUGUGCCAGUUAUUGCGAAUGCUCAGGAGGCAUCGCGUGGCACUUAGAGUGCAGUCCGGGAACCCUAUGGAGUGAGGAGGGCAACUUGUGCGACUGGGCUGACAUCGUGGACUGCGGCGCGCGCCCUCGCCCCACGGAGGCCUCGCCGGAAGAAUAGAUUGCAGCCGUGGCAGACGAUCAGAAUAAGAAAUCGACAAACUGCUAAAGGAAAUUAUGAGUCGCUGCAUUUAUGUAUCCCCGAAGAAUGUAGUGCAUUACCAAAAAACACCUUUGAAAAAAUA